Molecule: messenger RNA, 2663 nt
Organism: Benincasa hispida (wax gourd)
Lineage: Eukaryota; Viridiplantae; Streptophyta; Magnoliopsida; Cucurbitales; Cucurbitaceae
Product: protein INVOLVED IN DE NOVO 2-like
Biological process (GO): gene silencing by siRNA-directed DNA methylation
Source: RefSeq, a predicted model, not a curated record
AGUCUUCGAUUCGCUCUCAAUUCGCGAAUUCAAUUAACCCCUUUUCUUUCUCAGCUCACAGAAGGCUCCACUUGCUUGGUUUUUCUGCAUCAGACGCCUUUGGAUUAGGUGAUUGUUGUUAGGUGAUCUCUAUGUUAUGUUCUUGCUUUGUGAAGGUGCUCUUCAUUAAGUUUAUGGAAAGUUCGACAGAUGAUUCUGACAUAGACUCCGAUAUGAGUGAAUCGGAAUUGGGUGAGCGGGAAAGCAAGUCAUAUGAUGAACUGAAAAAUGGAAAACGCAUUGUGAAACUCUCGCAUGAGACAUUUACUUGCCCCUACUGUACAAAAAAAAGAAAGAGGGAUUUCUUAUACAAGGAUCUCCUGCAGCAUGCUUCUGGGGUAGGAAACAGUCCUUCAAAUAAACGGAGUACCAAAGAGAAAGCUAAUCAUUUAGCUCUAUUGAAAUAUUUGGAAAAAGAUCUAGCUGAUGCUGUUGGUCCAUCAAAACUCACUAGCAAUAAUGAUCCUGUUAUGGAUUGUAAUCAUGAUGAAAAGUUUGUGUGGCCUUGGAGAGGAAUUGUGGUAAAUAUUCCAACUAAGCGUACAGAUGAUGGGCGAUUUGUGGGAGGAAGUGGAUCAAAGUUUAGGGAUGAGUUGAAGGAAAGAGGAUUUAAUCCCACAAGGGUUACUCCUUUGUGGAAUUACCGGGGCCACUCAGGUUGUGCUAUUGUGGAAUUUAAUAAAGAUUGGCCUGGUUUGCAUAAUGCUAUUUCUUUUGAGAGGGCUUAUGAGGCAGAUCGUCAUGGGAAAAAGGAUUGGCUGGCUAAUGGUACUACUGCUGAGAAACUAGGAAUUUAUGCUUGGGUUGCUCGGGCUGAUGAUUACAACUCAAAUAAUAUAAUUGGGGAACAUUUACGUAAGAUUGGAGAUCUUAAGACCAUAUCUGAAGUUAUUCAGGAGGAAGCACGGAAGCAAGAUAGACUUGUGUCCAAUCUUACAAGUAUCAUUGAGCUCAAGAACAAACACUUGAUAGAGAUGGAGAAAAGAUGUAGUGAAACCGCCACCACCCUUAACAAUUUAAUGGGGGAGAGAGAGAAAUUACUUCAAGCUUAUAACGAAGAGAUAAAAAAGAUUCAACUGGGUGCCAGGGAUCACCUUAAGAAGAUCUUCAGCGAUCAUGAAAAACUAAAGUUGCAACUCGAAUCUCAGAAAAAAGAGUUCGAGUUAAGAGGAAGAGAACUGGAGAUGCGUGAAGCACAAAAUGAAAAUGAGAGCAAGUAUCUGGCUGAAGAAAUUGAAAAGUAUGAGGUGAGAAAUAGUUCUCUUCAAUUGGCUGAACUAGAGCAGCAGAAGGCUGAUGAAGAUUUUAUGAAGCUGGCAGAUGAUCAGAAGAAACAAAAGGAGGACCUUCAUGAGAGAAUUAUCCGACUGGAAAAACAACUGGAUGCCAAGCAAGCACUAGAAUUGGAAAUUGAGCGUCUACGUGGGACGUUGAAUGUUAUGAAGCACAUGGAAGAUGAUGAGGAUGUGGAAGUCCUCCAGAAGGCAGAGGCAAUACUAAAAGAUUUGAGUGAAAAGGAAGGAGAACUUGAAGAGCUUGAUGACCUUAACCAAGCAUUGAUAGUAAAGCAGCGCAAGAGUAAUGACGAGCUCCAAGAAGCUCGUAAAGAGAUAAUUAAUGCUUUUAAAGAUUUGCCUGGUCGUUCACACUUGCGUGUUAAGAGAAUGGGCGAAUUAGAUACAAAACCAUUUCAUGAAGCAAUGAAGAAAAUAUAUAACGAGGAUGAAGCAGAUGAGAGAGCUUCAGAGCUGUGCUCAUUGUGGGCAGAAUAUCUCAAGGAUCCAGACUGGCAUCCUUUCAAAGUAAUUAAGGUAGAAGGAAAAGAUACUGCUGACGGAAAAGAUAAGGAAAUUGAAGUUUUGGAUGAUGAAGAUGAGAAACUGAAAGGUCUGAAAAAGGAUUAUGGUGAGGAAGUAUGCAAGGCUGUGACAUCAGCUUUAAUGGAGAUAAACGAAUACAAUCCCAGUGGCCGGUAUAUCACUUCGGAGCUAUGGAACUACCAAGAGGAAAGGAAAGCAACGUUGCGAGAGGGAGUAAGAUUUUUACUGGACAAGCUGAAUAGAAGCAACUAGAAACGGGGAACACACCCUGAAGCAGCCACGCCGAUUAAACCAACAUCAUUGCCAUGAAUAAAACGCAAUGCAUUCUAUUGGGUUAGAAUACUCGUAUGGAGUUAUCGGAUUUUCUUUAAAGAAAAUUCAAACACGAGCAUGGAGAUGAAGUUCUCUUCUUUGCAAUUAUAAGACGUCUAACCAGGAGAUGGAAUAUGAGCCAAAUAAGUUAAGUCAGUGUAUGUUUUCAAGUCAUUCCUUUCCUGUGUAUCAAUUAUUUCCAGAUUAUAGAGAUUUCCAUAAUGCAGACCUGCUUAUCGAUUAUCAUUUACCGAUCUUACUAUUUAAUUUGUUUGGAAAAACCUAUAAAACUACGUUGUCCUUGAUCUGAGGGGCAACCGCUGUAACCUACAUGUAAUGUCCAGUCUAGAGACUGAGUGAUUAUUUCUAUCUUAUUCAUGUUUCAAUAAUGUAAGGGCUUCUGAGCAAUUUUAUGAAUAGCUUGGAUAGCCAUUGUUGUUGAACUCAGUUUGCUUAUGAGAAUGACUUAGAUCUUCUUCAAACUUUUGCAAA